Messenger RNA from Selaginella moellendorffii, 1378 nucleotides. Its product is annotated as protein ABHD11. Lineage: Eukaryota; Viridiplantae; Streptophyta; Lycopodiopsida; Selaginellales; Selaginellaceae. The coding region runs from base 13 to 954 and encodes 313 amino acids. The transcript has 6 exons. The record is from RefSeq and is a predicted model, not a curated record.
UUCUUGAGGUUUAUGGCAAGGAGGGCCGCAAGGCUAUUCCCGGGCCAUGGCGCGCGGAGAAUGUCCACCUCCACGCUCGCGUUCGAGGAGAUGGAAGACAAUGCAGCGCAUUCCAAGGAGAAAACGGUGAUGUUCCUGCACGGGUUGCUAGGGUCUGCCAGGAACUGGCGGGGAUUCGCCAAGCGGCUCCAGUCUGCGAUCGAUCCAGCUUGGAGAAUUGUGAUGGUUGAUCUUAGAAAUCAUGGCCAGUCCGGCGAGCUGGAACUAUCGCCCCCUCACGACAUCCCUGCGGCAGCCAGGGACGUGGCAGAUCUCAUCAGAGCUCGUCCGGAGCUCUAUCCCGACGUGCUGGUUGGGCAUUCCAUGGGAGGGAAAGUAACGCUAGAAUUUGCCAAGUCCUCCAUGGAGAGAAAGUAUGGAAGCAUGACCGUGCCUAGACAAUUAUGGGUUCUUGAUUCUGUCGUUGGCGAAGUCCCAAUAAAAAACGAAGAAGGCGAGGUGGAAAGCGUGUUGGAAACCAUCAGAACUUUGCCUCAAGUCAUACCAUCACGCAGAUGGCUUGUGGAGCGGAUGCAAGAGCUAGGAUUCUCGAAAGGCCUCGCCAAUUGGCUGGGCAGUAACUUAAAAGCAAUAUCACCCGGCAGCGAGGAGUCAAAAUGGGUAUUUAACUUCGACGGCGCGUACUCGAUGUUCACGUCUUACAGGAAAAUGGAUUACUGGUCUCUCCUGGAAAAUCCCCCAGCUGGGAGUGAUAUUGGCAUCGUCAGGGCGGGCAGGAGCGAUCGAUGGACUCCUGAGAUCAUUGCUCGUCUGGAAGAACUCUCGAGAGCGGCUCCAGACGAUGGUAGAAGGGGCAGUGUUACGUAUCGUGUAUUGGAGAAUGCUGGUCACUGGGUCCAUGCCGAUAAUCCUGAAGGCUUAUUGGAGCUUCUGCUACCAUCUUUCCAGUCCUGAGGAUAAUCAAAAACAAAAUUUUCUAUCUUCCUUGGCCGGCAUGAUCAAAGGAAGAAAGUUGCUUGCUCACGAUGCAGUGUUUCUCAAGAGCAUCGAAGCGCUAGACACAGCCCUUGGCCUUCAGUUCUUCGUCAUACUCUUCUUCCUCCUCCUCCCGACGCGCCAUCUCCUCUUCGUGAAUCUCAGGCGUCCUACGAGCAAAACAAAGCACGAGCUUUCGAUCGACCACACCGACUGGAAAGAGCGGUUGCUUUCUUAGCAGGCUUCACUGGCUCCUCGUCAUCUAUAACUUCUUCCUCCGCGUCGUCAACUUUUUGCUUGCUUACCAGUCGUCACCUUUUUUGCUUUUUCUCUCUUUUUAUCAUCAACUAUAGCUUUAACUUCUUUCUAGCUUGGUUGGCUGAAUUAUUACUGGAUUAGCUUA